AUGUGUCACUGGUACGAACGGGAAGUGAAGGCAGAGAAGGGUGGUGAUGCUGGCGAUGCUGCGGCUGCAGCCGCAGCCUUUUCGUCGGGGAAAAUCGAACCGAACGCUGACUUGGUCACGCACGAGCGCGUUGGGGUGCAGGAGGAGGGGGGCGAACACAACAAGGUGGAGGACGACUGUGUCCAGGCACAGGGCGGCCCACCUUCUUCUCUGGAAUCUCGCCAGCCCCCGUCGCACGCCAAGGGCAUCAGCGGUGGCGGCGAACACCCGCGCCAUCCUUCGUCGAUGGACAGGCUGGCCAGGCUCGUGUCGCGAGCGAUGGUGGCGAUAGCGAAGGCUGAAACCACGACCUCAGCAGCCUCGGAGGGUGUGGGGCUUGACCUCCGCUGCAGUGGCAACGCCGCCGCUGUCGCCGCCGUCACGUGGCCAACAUCGCAACCGGAAGCACCCUACCCCGAUCAGAACGACCCCACCGCCGCCGCCGCCGCCGCCGCCGCCACCGCCGCCCACAGCGGCAUCAUCGGCCACCCCGCGCAGCAGCAGCAGGGAGAGCAAGAAACCCGCUUGACGUUUCGUGAGGCCCACUCCGACUACAUCCACCUGCGAGAAAAGUCCCGCCACAUCGAUGUCCGUUGCUCGGCGUCCAUCAGAACUCUGCAGAGCGUGUCCCAGGCCGUCAGGGCGCCCGGACGAGGGCUGCACCAGUCGUACGAUGCCUACCUUCGCGCGUACUACUUCUUUCGGGCGGUCGAAAGGUCGGUCCGCGCCGCCGACGUGCAGGAGGACGCGGCUAGGCGCGAGCUCCGGACGGCGAGCCAGGCUGCCCGGUCGGGCCUAAGGAAGCAAGCCCGGGCGGAGGCGGCUCUACGGGCGUUCGACACCACCGGCGGUGGAAGCAGCAGCUCGUCCUCUUCUUGUUCUUCCUCAGUCAACGACGUCAGCGAGGAGAUGCUACCGCCGCCGACGCCGGCGCCGCCGCUGCCGCCGCCACCGUCGGAGGAUUCGGUCCCAAAAGAGGGAGGAGCGGGCACAGCAGGAGGAGAGCGCGAAGAGCACGAGGAAAACGAAGCCGAGACGGCGAUGAUGCCCUGCGUCACCCGCGCGAGCCUAGAGCUCGCCCUCGGGAUCGCCCGUCUCGAGGCGAGGCGAGCCUUCGCCGAGAAGCACCGCGCGCAGGCCGUGGCCAACGACGCGCUGAUCCUGGUCGGCGCUCUCACGGCCGGCGACUGGUCUCUCGCGGGCGAGCAGUACGACGCGGCCAGAACCGCCUUCCACGAUGCUUCGAGGGACGCGCUUUCCAAGAUCCAGGAGUUCGAGGACCAGACCUUGUUGUUUAAGAAGCUCAUGCAAGGCAGGGUUGAGAUCCGGCGGCAGCUGGUCUUGGCGUACAAGGCUCGGGAGGCGGCGAAAGUGGCGUCGGAGUUGGCGGCGGAGGCGAUGAGAACCAGGCUGGCUGCAGCAACGGCGGCGGCGGCCGAGACGGCGAUGCUCAGGGCAGCGGCUGAGAGCGGCGGUGGCGGCAGCAACAGCGGCGGCGGCGGUCAGAUUGAGAACGGGGAGCGAGGAGGGGGAAGUGCUUUGUUUUUCGUGCCUCCCGAUGGCGACCAGGAAGGAUGGGACAAAGGCCAGGAAAUGAGGCUGUGGCCUCGGAAACCAGCCCCCUCGAGACCGGUCGAGGACCAGAGCGGCGAGGAAGGGGACGCGGGGUGGGCGGCGGGGGGUACCACCGCUCGGGACGACACCGACGACGGCAACGAGGUGCCGGCAAAGAAAAAGGCCAAGAUAUGA
Messenger RNA from Ectocarpus siliculosus, 1788 nucleotides. NCBI's taxonomy places the organism in Eukaryota, Phaeophyceae, Ectocarpales, Ectocarpaceae. The record is from the annotation of a GenBank genome assembly.